AGUGCAUUGUAAAACUUUGAAGAUGGCGUUUAGUUUUCCAGCCUUUGCGUAUAUUGUUGCCUUAAUAACCGAUGCAUUUUUAAUAUUUUUCUCUAUAUUUCACGUUAUAGCCUUCGACGAACUAAAAACUGACUACAAAAAUCCCAUCGAUCAAUGCAAUAGUUUGAAUCCUUUGGUUUUGCCGGAAUAUUUACUGCAUUUGCUCAUUAAUGUACUGUUCUUGCUGUCCGGAGAAUGGUUUUCGUUAUUGAUCAACAUUCCUUUAAUGCUAUACCACAUACACAGAUACUACACAAGGCCAGUCAUGUCAGGUCCAGGCCUGUAUGACCCGACAAGUAUUAUGAAUGCAGAUGUAUUAACUUCAUGUCAGAGGGAAGGCUGGAUAAAGCUGGCAUUUUACUUGCUGUCGUUCUUCCUAUAUCUUUAUGGAAUGAUCGUGGUGUUGAUCGCGGCGUAAGCAAGUGUUAAUAAUAGUGAAUAGGAUACUCCAAUAAGUCCACUAAUUUAUUGUUUAAUUAGAACAAAACUCUUGUAUUAUGAAUGUGACUGUCGUCGGUUAUAUGAAUGUGGUGAAUUCGUGAAAUAAAAUAAAUUUUAAAUGGUU
Bombyx mandarina (wild silkworm) is the source of this 604-nucleotide messenger RNA. RefSeq names its product protein cornichon (gene cni). NCBI's taxonomy places the organism in Eukaryota, Metazoa, Arthropoda, Insecta, Lepidoptera, Bombycidae. Gene Ontology annotation, biological process: vesicle-mediated transport. The record is from RefSeq and is a predicted model, not a curated record.